Molecule: messenger RNA, 1068 nt
Organism: Rubroshorea leprosula
Lineage: Eukaryota; Viridiplantae; Streptophyta; Magnoliopsida; Malvales; Dipterocarpaceae
Source: the annotation of a GenBank genome assembly
AUUUCUGGAGGUCUUGAUUCAAAGCUUGUCAUAUGGGACUUUUCAAAAGGGCGGUCAUCCAAAGUUUUCGAUUUUGGCUUGCCUGACAUAAAUGGCAGUAGCAAUGCUGGUCAGUGUUUCAAUCCUGCUUUUGUUCAUGCAAUGACAGUUCCAGAUGUUGAUAUGCUGGGAAGAUUGGAGAAGAUAUGUGUUGUAGCCAGAGGUGAUGGUGUCAUCAAUGUGAUUAACAUUGAAUCUGAACCUGCUACUACUAGGUCAAGAAGUUCCUCAAAACCUCAAAAAGGAAAUCAGUCAGUGUCAAAGGGUAGUCUUCCAGCUGAUAAUGGGGAUCAAAAUGGAAGAAAAGUGUUGCAUUUGGAUUAUUCCAUGGGCGGUCAUACUGCUGCUGCAUCUUGUGUAGCUUUUUCAAUGUUUGGGGAGAAGGGGAAAUUCAUAAUAUCUGGUGGGAACGAUAAGUCAGUCAAGGUAUGGGAUUCCUCCAGGUGUCUUCAUUCUGGGGACAAUAAUAGUAACAAUGACCUCCUACAUCUGAGCAUAGAUUUGAGAAAGAAGGUUAAUUGGCUCUGUACCACACCAACUGAAAGCGAGAAUCUUGUCGUUUGUGACACAAGUAAAGUUGUAAAAGUCUACUCCAUUUCCUAGAUCAAAGCUCUGCGACCGUUUUUGCUGGUAAUCAAUUUCCCGGAAGACCUUGGCCCAAUUUUUGUGCUUGUUUUGGAGUAUACGUUUUAAUCUGAAGUCAGCUUGGCCCAAGUACCAGCUUUGUGCAACUAUGAACCCUCAUUUCACUUUCUCUAAUUCUAGAGUAGACAAGUUUUUAAUAGUCUGGCCGAACGGGUUAGUGUGACUGGUUUACUGGUGGGAUUCUUUAAAUGAAUCUAAGAUUGGAAUAGUUGUUUGUUUUUGUAAUAUGAAACUUGAAGCUAUUGAUGGUCAUGGAACUUUCUAUAAGAAGAACGAGUAGAAGGGUUCCAGAAUCACUAUAGAGAUGUAAGUAUUUUUAUAUUUAUAAAGUUUGUACCAAUACCAACUCUCCAAGUUUAUAACUGCCUUAUUGCUUACAAUGUU